This is a messenger RNA of Puntigrus tetrazona (Sumatra barb), 4751 nucleotides long. It is a transcript of the gene matr3l1.1, whose product is annotated as matrin 3-like 1.1. Gene Ontology annotation, cellular component: nucleus. The record is from RefSeq and is a predicted model, not a curated record. The coding region runs from base 655 to 4443 and encodes 1262 amino acids. Gene Ontology annotation, molecular function: RNA binding; zinc ion binding. NCBI's taxonomy places the organism in Eukaryota, Metazoa, Chordata, Actinopteri, Cypriniformes, Cyprinidae. The transcript is spliced from 22 exons.
AAGUCAAUACAAACUGAUCAGCUUCUUUUUAAUAUAAUUUGAUGACGCUAUCGUACUAGCGGGAAUAUGGCGGUUGUCUUCAGGGCCAAAGACAAAACGGAAUAUGGCGCUUAGCAUCAGGCCAAAACACGAGAUCAACCUUUGGUGUCAAAUUAUUCUUCUUUUUUGAAGAAAAGCAAACUCCGCCCUCCAUAGAGGUAGUUUACAUAAAAUGUCAAGCAGUGGCGCGCUGUCAAUUUUCUUAUAUAAUACUUUACGUGUGUAAUAAACGAAUGUUGACACGAAAGCGAAAGUGAUAACGUAAAGAUGAAGGUUUCAAGUUAAAGUUGCUUUCCAUUGUAGAUAUCCUCUGAAAAAAGUGAGUGGACAUUCGUCAUCUUACUUUAAAUACUAGCUGUGAUGUUACUGGUCUGAUACAGCCGAAGUUUUAUAAAACAAAUCCAGAGACAUCCACAAAGUGUGAAAUGUUGAUUUUUCAUCUCAAGGUGAACAGCGACUGCCCCCGUGAGAGCUGCUUUUUCGAAAUCCUACACAUUUGAUAUUUGACAACUUUGCGACAUGUCUUACAAUCAACCGUAGCGAAACCCCCCUGAUGACAAGUACAAAGACUCGCAACGAAUUUAUCACCGGGAGUCUGCCGCCUACAGAUCGCACAUGAGGAGCGGAUCUCCGGAGCGGACGACUCCAUCCUCAUCAGAACCCGUCCUCUCGUCCGUUAAGGCCUUGUCUUUUUUGCAUAGCUGUGGACUGGACGCCGAAGACCUCCAAACCCUGGCCGAGCUUCCUGAGCAUCUCAUCGCAGCCGAUACCCUUCCCGACCUGCUUGUGCAGAUCAAAAAUAAGAAAGCGUCCAACUCCGGUUCAUCUAGGUCCGGUGCGAGUUCGUCUCGCUCCUGGGACGACAGGAGCCACUCUCAGCCGGUUGAGUAUCCGUUGCCUGUCCGUCAGUCAUAUUCCAUUCCUCGAGAGCAGCUUUCGACCUGGGACGACCGCUGGGAAAAUGCCCAACAAACCAGCUCCCCAACGUGCACGUACACCAGUUCCGACUCGAACUACGUGGUUGAGUACAACCAUCUGAAAGACAAACAGUCCUAUUUCGAUAACCAUCAAGAACCCUCAAGGCAAAAAACCUCCGUUGUCCCGCAGUCUUACUCCGGCCACAGCAGAGACGUCAGCCAUUCCUCGCAUUUGUCCAGCAGAGACGUCAGCCAUUCCUCUCCUCUGUCCGGCAGAGGUGCAAGUCAAUCCCAUCGCUCCAGCAGAGAUGUCGGUCAGUCCUCUUAUCUGUCCAAUAGAGACAGCAGUCAGUCCUCGCAUCGCUCCAGCAGAGACGUCGGUCAGUCUUCGCAUCUGUCCAGUAGAGACAUGGGUCAGUCUACGCAUCUGUCGAACCGAGACGUUGGUCCACCGUCGCUCCUGUCCAACAGAGGCAUCGCUCCACCCUCGCUUCUGUCCAGCAGAGACGUCGCCCCACCCUCGCUCCUGUCCAUUAGAGACCUUGCUCCACCCCCGCACCUCGUCAGCAGAGACGUCGGUCAUUCUUCACACCAGCGGUGGACCGAGCCGGCUUCAAGAGUGCCUACCAGGAAGGAGGCGUCUGAUUUCCACGGGAAAACUCCGCCGGUAUUUCCCUACGCAUGCAUGCUCUGCGAUAUCACCGUCCUCUCUAACAAGGACUGGUCUGUGCAUAUAAAAGGAGCCCAACAUGCUCAUAGUCAACUUAGUCUUGUGGAAAAAUAUCCAGCGUGGGAUCAGACGAUCCAAUCUGCUCGGAGAAACGAGUCCCAUCCUGAUCGUAACACAUCUAGAACCGCACAGGAACGAGGUGGAACCUCAAGCAGUAGAAAUGGAUCGUCAGCCAGCAGAAGUGGAGCGUCAAGCAGUAAAAGUCAAUCAUCCAGCAGCCAAAAGCGCAGUAACACUGAAGCCACAACGAAGUGCAAAGUGGUGUGUGUCAAGUUUGAAGUGGAUGAUGUGGACGAAGCUUACCUGAAAAAAUUGCUUGGCCAGUUUGGGGCGAUUGUCAAAAUUAUCAUGUUACCUAGAAUGGCUUUUGUGAAUAUGGGAACAGCAAGCCAGGCAGAGGAUAUAGUAAAAUAUUUCUACCAAAACCCUUUGAGGAUCAGAGGAGAACUGAUCAUAUUUACUCUGUCUGCAGCAUUUAAUUUCCUACAGACUUCUUGUGUAGUGAGUUUUUCUCCGUUACCUACUGGUGAUGGCAUACGCUCAGAGUUGAUGGCGAUUGCUAAGCGUUUUGGAACAGUAAAGCAUUCCCUGUUUCUCCCAAGCCGGGGUUAUGUGGAGAUGAGCAAUGCAGCAGAGGCAGAUAAAUUGGUGGAGCACUAUUCAACCCAUUCACUUAAAAUAAAAGGGAAAACCAUUAACGUUUGCUCCUCAACUGAUUACCAGACGCUUGAAACGGCGGACGCUGACAAAGAAAAAUCCCCAGUCCCUUGCAGCAGCAGCAGCAGGAGGAGGAGGAGGAGCUGCAGCCCAAGGAGGAGAUCCCACAGAGACUCUCCCAGCCCCAAACGAAGAGCUUCUAAAGACAGCUCCAGGUCUCACAGGAGUCACGACUCUAAGAAACGAGAGGAAAGUCGAUGCUCGCGGGAGAAAACCAAAGAGAGCUCUAGGCGGGACAGCUCAUCCAAAUCCCGUUCUAAAAAAAGCUCUCCUUCGAAAGACCAGAAGCAAAAAACAAAAACUGGAAGUGUGAAGGAAAGUGCUAAAGACGACAACAGUCAGUCUGACAUCAUGUCUGAUGAUAGUGAUCUUGAAGGAGUGGCGGUUAUAGCAGAUGACGGUGAAGCUCUGAACUCAGAAGAUGAGCUCACGGUAGAUGAAGAGAUAGAUGAUGAGGCCACAGAUGAACAGGAACCGGAUGCAUCUGAAGAUGUCCAAACUGUGAAAGAGUCGGAUGAUCAGGCCGAACCUUCAGACAUGGACACAUCCUGCAUACGGCCAGAGACGUCAGAGUGUGUACCGGCUGCCACAGCUUCAGCUAUAACGAUCAAAUGUGAGGAAGAGCAAGAGCUUCAGCAAGGAGAGCGAAAAGAGCUUCAAGAAAUGAAAAAAGAGCUUCAAGAAGGAGAGAAGGAAGAGCUUCAACAAGAAGAGCGAAAAGAUCUUCAAGAAGGAGAGAAGAAAGAGCUUCAACAAGGGGAGCAAAAAGACAAAACUGUGGAGAUGGAGGAGGCGGCGGCAGAUUUCUCUGAGAAUCCAGACAAGGAGGAAGUGUUGACAGAAAAAGGUGAUGAAAUGGAGGUCUCGACUUCAAGCACUGAGGAAAGGUUUGGCAAAGUUCUUGAGGUGGCCGGUUUUCCAGUGGCUAAAAAAUACAGUGAAGCAGAUUUACUGAAAAUUGGGAAAAAAUAUGGCGACGUCGCAAACUGCUGUCUGGUACGCAGCAAUCGAAAGGUGGAAAAAGCAUUAAUUGAGAUGGUGAAUGCUGCCGAUGCUGCAAAACUGGAAGCAGAGUGUAAAAGGCAACACAUCAAACUAGGUGGCAGAAACUUGAGGAUAACCGUGUCAAAGAAAUACAGCCAACUGAAUGAGGGGCAAAAUAGUGACGCUGACUCUGAGAACGGGAGAGUUAAGGAAGAUACUGAAGAGAUCACUAAGGAGCAAUCGAGCACGCUGGCUUCCAGUCAGGAGACUACAGCAGUGAUGGCAGAGAACGAGAUCUCUGAAGAAGAUGCUGAGGCUCAAGAAGCAAAGGAAGCUAACAUGGACACAAUCAUGCAAUCAUCUAGUGAUGAGGAGGAAGGGUUUGGCAGAGUUCUCCGGAUCAGAAACCUUCCGUUGCCUGAUGAGUACACGGAUGCUGAGUUUCUGAGCAUCGUGAAACCGUAUGGUGAAGCUGUACGCCAUUGGAUGUUGCGCCUUCAUCGAACGGGACUGAUCGAAAUGAAAAAGGCCUCUGAUGCUGAAAAGGUUGUAGCCGCGGCCAACAUGAAUAAAAUCACGAUUGCUGGAGUUCAUCCCAAGAUUUUAGUGUCUAGGAAACACGCUCAUUUAAAUAAAAGGUACUUUAUGAAUGGACCUAGUGAUGGUUCUUUACACCUAUCGUCCGAGUUAAAGGAGGAAAAUGAUGAAUCCAAGACGCAAAACAGCCUUCCUGAGCAGCAGCCGUCCAUCCAGACAUCAGCGAGCGACAAGGAGUCUUUGAAUGAUGAUCAAGAUGACAGCCUGAAGGCAGAUGAGAAGCAGGUUUCUGCAGCCGAUGAUGGAAGCGAAAUAAAGACGGAAAUUGCAGACGCUGGGUCAGAGACGCAAGCACCUGUGAUGGGUCCAGUGGGCACAGAGUUUGUUCGGCCUGUGGUGGGUUAUUUCUGCAGCCUGUGUAAUGCCAUCUAUGCCAGUGAGGAAGAGGCCAAAGACGAACACUGCAGGACCCCAAUGCAUCAUCAAAAGCUGAAGGAGCACAAGGAGCGUUCAACAUGAAUCCUCGAACAUUAAUAGAUGCUCAUGGUGAUAACAUACUGUAGCUAAUUCACAUCAUAACGUGUCAAGUCAUUGAUUCAGUACUAAUGUAGAUUUUGUAAUUUUAUUUCAUCCUUGUUUUAAUUAUAACUAGUGUUCUGUUGUCCUUUUGUGUCAUUAAUGGUUUUAUCUGGAAAAGAACAAAAACUUACGUUUUUCCUCAAAAAGCAUGUACUUUCUUGCAGUGUACUGAACUGAGUUUAUAAGUAAAACUGAAUGUAUUGAACUCGUUCCUGUUCAAAUAAAGACACGUACGGUUGUCAAAUAAA